CAUGCGACCGCCUGGUCGCUGGAAGUCUGUGUGCUGGUCGUGCCCCGCCGCCUCACCCAGGAACUGGUGUCUGUGGGCCAGUUUAAGCGUCCCUUCGAAAUCGGAUCCCGUCUUUAGGGCACGACCCCUAAAGUUUGGUCUGAAGACUCGUGAGCAGCCUGAGCGCCGAGGAGCGCCCUGAGCGCUCCAACUAGCCCUGGAAACGUUUUUCCGUACAGCAACAUGGCGGCGCCCAUGGACUCUUAGAAAAAGAGAGGUUUUUUCCUGUCUCUUUCUGAAGGACUGAAAGGGGAGUUUUUCUUGAUCACUAUUUAGAUGGGUGCUGUUUUCAUAAGGAGAGUCUGGGAAGGCGGCGUCCGCUUUUCUGACAAGGGAAGAGGAUACUUUGUCCUUUUAAGGAUUCAGUGACUUCCUGACUUGGAGGAUAGUGGCUAGACCCAAGGACCAAAGCAAGAAGUCGUGGGGGCCCCAGAAAGACAGGAGGAUCACAUUGAGAUUCCAGAUAUAAGAUCAGGUUUUAACCCCCUUUGGCCAAAUUUUGGCUGAAAAUGUUGAAUUAUCAACUCUGAAAUUAAAAAGAGUUUAUAUUAAAACAUUGCAAUUUUCCUUAGAAUUUCUGUAUAUAUUAACAUAUCAUGAAUGCUAAAUUCUCUUCAAUGUUCAUGUCAGGUUUAUGUACUUGUACAUCACAUCUUUGUGUAUGAAGUGUAUGUUUAUUGAAAUACAAGACAUUGAAGAAGCUGAUCUGGAAAGUUAGAUUUUACUUCUAGUUCCUAAUUCCCAGAGGCUUUUUUAAGGGAAGGGAAUGUCUGUGGUACACCAGUUGUCAGCUGGGUGGUUACUGGAUCAUCUUUCUUUUAUCAACAAGAUAAACUAUCAACUUCACCAGCAUCAUGAACCUUGUUGCAGUAAAAAUGAGUUCACCACUUCUGUUCACUUUGAGUCUCUUCAAAUGGAUUCUGUGUCCUCUUCUGGAGCCUGUGCUGCAUUUAUUGCUUCUGACCCUACCACUAAGCCAGAGAAUGAUGAUGGAGGAAAUUACGAAAGGUUCACACAAAAAUUUGUUUUUCGACCUGAACUGUUUGAUGUCACCAAACCUUAUAUAACUCCAGCUGUUCACAAAGAAUGCCAGCAAAGUAAUGAAAAGGAAGAUCUGAUGAAUGGUGUUAAAAAAGAAAUCUCCAUUUCUAUUAUUGGGAAGAAGCGUAAAAGAUGUGUUGUUUUCAAUCAAGGUGAAUUGGAUGCGAUGGAAUACCAUACAAAGAUCAGGGAGCUGAUUUUGGAUGGAUCUUUACAGUUAAUCCAGGAAGGUCUCAAAAGUGGUUUUCUUUAUCCACUUUUUGAAAAACAGGACAAGUGUAGUAAGCCCAUUACUUUACCAUUUGAUACCUGCAACUUGCCAGAAUUAUGUGAAAUGGCAAAACAUUUGCCUUCUCUAAAUGAAAUGGAACAUCAGACAUUACAAUUGCUGGAAGAGGAUACAUCUGUUGCAGAACAGGAUUUAUUUUUGCGAGUUGUUGAAAACAACUCUAGCUUUACAAAAGUGAUUACUUUAAUGGGACAAAAAUACCUGCUACCACCGAAAAGCAGUUUUCUUUUAUCUGACAUUUGUUGUAUGCAACCACUUCUGAACUAUAGGAAAGCAUUUGAUGUAAUUGUGAUAGAUCCGCCAUGGCAGAACAAAUCAGUUAAAAGAAGUAAUAGGUACAGUUAUUUGUCACCCCUGCAAAUAAAGCAAAUACCUAUCCGUAAAUUGGCUGCUCCAAACUGUCUUCUUGUUACUUGGGUGACCAAUAGACAGAAGCACCUACGUUUUAUAAAGGAAGAACUUUAUCCCUCUUGGUCUGUGGAGGUAGUUGCUGAGUGGCACUGGGUAAAAAUCACCAAUUCAGGAGAGUUCGUGUUCCCAUUAGAUUCUCCACACAAAAAGCCUUAUGAAGGUCUUAUACUGGGGAGAGUUCAAGAAAAAACUGCUCUACCAUUGAGGAAUGCAGAUGUAAACGCGCUCCCCAUUCCAGACCACAAAUUAAUUGUCAGCGUGCCCUGUACUCUUCACUCACAUAAGCCACCGCUUGCUGAGGUUUUAAAAGACUACAUCAAGCCAGAUGGGGAAUAUUUGGAAUUGUUUGCUCGAAAUUUACAGCCAGGUUGGACUAGUUGGGGCAAUGAAGUUCUCAAAUUUCAGCAUGUGGAUUAUUUUAUUGCUCUGGAGUCUGGAAGCUGACUAUGAUCUUGAUUAAAGUAGUGGUUUCUUCAUUGUUUCCUCACCACUUUUCCCUUCAUUCUAACUCACUUUUUUUAUUUUGUUACUAACCCAUAUUCUUAAAAUAUAAACAGGGCUUUUUUUUUUUUCAGUAAGGGACCAGAAGUGACUAGCCUUCAUGUAAUUUUGAGAUGAAUUUUACUUGAGAUGCACUAACAUUCUAUGUUGUUCUAGACUAUACAAAUUAAGUGGUAAGCAGUUACAAAGAUGGCAAGACCAUGCUAUUGAAAAAGACCAUGCUAUUGAAAAAGAAAACAUACACCGUGGACCAGAGGUCAUAAUCCUAUCUAUGGAUGUGUUUUGUGUGGCCCAUGUAGUGCUGUAAAAAACGUUUAGAACCAUUAUUCUAAAAAAUGGGCAUAUUUCACAUUAAAGUUCAGAUUUCUGCUUCUUUUUUAAACAUCAGAGACUCUGGCUACACCGAGGCCUCUGUACUUUCCUGGCAUCAGUCUGCAGGACCUAGUGGUGCUGGCUCACUUGGAAAGAGCCUUGUGCUCUCCACUUUGCCACAGUACCACUGCCGCUGUACUGCUCACUUAUGUCAUCCACUUGGCCCUUGUAUGACCUGAAUUUGCAACCUUGGUAUACUGUUAGGUAUACUAUAACGUUCUGGAAAAAAUAUUCAAAGACCUGCCAAGUACUGUAUUAGUAUUCUGAGUUUAUACAGCAUUUUUGUAGGGUUUUAAAUUGUAUUCAAGGUCACUUUCCAAGCACUUCUGGGUUUUGCUUUUCUAGAAGAAAAUGAAAAGCUAUUCCUUAUAAUAAACAUGGAAGCAAGUAAACACUGUGAUUGUGAAAAAAAUAUUAUUUAUAGAUUUUCUACACAUUAAUAUUUGUCUACCAAGUAAAAUAUUUUGACUGAAAUUAUUCUUUGAAAUGCAUAUUGAUUUAUGUGUAUUUUUAAAAAAUUGAGGUAUAAUUUUCACAAAAUUCUCCAAUUUUCAGUGUCGAAUUCAGUGAAUUUUGAAAACAAUAUAUACAGUUGUCUGUCUGCCACAGUGAUCGUGAUACAGAACACUUUCUUCACCCCGAAAACGUCUCAUUUUUUCUUUUGCAGUCAAUCCCCUGCUCCUAUCCUUGGCCCCUGGCAAACAGUGGUUUGCUUUCUAUCAUUAGUUCUGCUGUUUGAGAAUUUCAUAUAAAUGGAAUCAUCCUGUAGUAUGUCAUCUAUUGUGCCUGGCUUCUUUCACUUAGCAUUUUGAGAAAAGCAUUUAUACUAUUUACAGAUUGUCGACAAAUAUUUAUCCACUAAGUAAAAUGUUAGACUGAAAUGAUUCUUUGACAAGCUUGCCAAUUUUACUGAUUUUGUCAAAGAAAAAUAUGUUAUUUUUGAAGUUUGUUCAUCCUUUGAGCGUGUGGAGUUUAGUAUCAGAGGCUUAAUUUUGUGUUUAUGGAGCUAUUCUAACUUGUUAUUUAGAAGGGAAAAGGUAUUAAACGUGAAGCAAACUUCUCACGAUCUCA
Molecule: messenger RNA, 3724 nt
Organism: Piliocolobus tephrosceles (Ugandan red Colobus)
Lineage: Eukaryota; Metazoa; Chordata; Mammalia; Primates; Cercopithecidae
Gene: METTL4
Product: methyltransferase 4, N6-adenosine
Exons: 9
Coding region: 806-2224 (472 amino acids)
Biological process (GO): methylation
Cellular component (GO): nucleus; cytosol
Molecular function (GO): site-specific DNA-methyltransferase (adenine-specific) activity; nucleic acid binding; RNA methyltransferase activity
Source: RefSeq, a predicted model, not a curated record